AUGCACUGGGCACGAUGCCGAGUGUUGCGCGUGUGCCAUGUGGUGAGCGUGCGCGUGCUGAUGUGCGUGCGGGUGGUGCACGUGAGAGGGAUGGCGGUGCGCGAGGCGCGACGGCUGGGACGCAUGGCGGGCGCAAAGGUGCGUAGCGCUGCCAUGGUGCUCCGCGAGAGACAGCGUCGAGCAAGACGGCCGCCAGUAGCCGCCCUCCUCCAUGUCAGGUCCUGGGGGACAUCGCGCUGCGCCACAGCACGCGCAGCGCCUCGAGCACGUCAGCGCAUGUCGCCGCGCCUCGUGCGGGCACCAGUCCUCGCGCUCGCGGCCCGACACCCUUUCCACGCGUCGCUACCGUUCCCGCUAGUGUCUCCGCCGAGCGGAUAG
Parnassius apollo (apollo) is the source of this 378-nucleotide messenger RNA. Lineage: Eukaryota; Metazoa; Arthropoda; Insecta; Lepidoptera; Papilionidae. The record is from the annotation of a GenBank genome assembly.